CUUUCAUUGCAUUCAUAUCUUCAUUGACGACAAUGACUACAGAGGAAGUUAGUCAGAGACUUCAGGAUCUCGUCAACAAAACUGGGAUUGCAAUCACUCAGAGAUGUGGUCAGAGAUUGUAUGGUCCACCCGAUGGCUGGCCAGAGCCCGAGAGGGGGUGUGAGGUGUUUGUGGGACGACUUCCCCGUGACCUCUAUGAAGACGAGUUGGUGCCACUCAUGACUUCAUUUGCACCCAUAUAUCAGUUGAGACUAAUAAUGGACUUCAGCGGAUCCAACAAAGGCUUUGCAUUCGUUACUUACACUAAGAGAUCGGAUGCCAUUGAAGCGAUUUUCAGACUUAAUAAUCAUGAGGUGCGACCCAACCAUCGCAUUGGUGUCACUGAAAGUGUGGACAACAGUCGUCUAUUCAUCGGUAAUCUUCCCCUUAAUAUGACUCGUAAGCAAGUGAUGGAUGAGAUGUCAGCCAAGACUAGUGGUGUAGAAAAUGUGGUCGUUUACUAUAACUCGUAUGAAUCGGCCGAUGGUUGUGAGGAUCGGGAGUUCAAGACACGGGGCUUUGCUUUCAUUGAGUAUAGAACUCAUCGGGAUGCAGCCAUGGCUCGCAAAUGCCUAUUGCCUGGCUCCAAAUCGGGAAGAGUGAUGCUGUUUGGCACAAAAGUGACACUCGAUUGGGCCAUACCUGAGCUCAAAGUGAACCAAUUGGUUAUGUCUAAGGUGACAAUUCUAUUCGUCCGUUACUUGGGUUGUGAUGUCACAGAAGCACUCAUUAGAGAGUUCUUUUCGCUGAGGAAUGUCUAUAAUCUAAACGUCCAAAGAGUCAAACGAAUUAAAAACUAUGCAUUCAUUCAUUUUGAGACCAGAUUUGAUGCACAACUGGCUUUCAAUUAUAUAUCGCACAUGGAUUUGUGUGAAACGCCAUUAGGGGAAAAGGGUCAGGCUAUAGAGUUAAUGUGGGCUAAACCUCCUAAAAAGUGCAACUAUAGAGAUGAUUGUGUGACCAAUAAGUCACUGAAUCCAACGGCUCAACCCUUCCAUCAAUAUGCCAACCAUACCAAUGGACUGAACAGUUAG
Oppiella nova is the source of this 1073-nucleotide messenger RNA. The record is from the annotation of a GenBank genome assembly. Lineage: Eukaryota; Metazoa; Arthropoda; Arachnida; Sarcoptiformes; Oppiidae.